Drosophila eugracilis is the source of this 941-nucleotide messenger RNA. Its product is annotated as female-specific protein transformer. Gene Ontology annotation, biological process: mRNA processing; female sex differentiation. Lineage: Eukaryota; Metazoa; Arthropoda; Insecta; Diptera; Drosophilidae. The record is from RefSeq and is a predicted model, not a curated record. The coding region runs from base 44 to 607 and encodes 187 amino acids. The transcript has 3 exons.
CGGGCACAUUAACACAAAGUGCAUAAUUUCCCUGCAUUUACCGAUGAAAAUGGAUGCCGACAGUAGUGGAGCUGUGCACCGAGAUUCUUUUGGCUCCAGAUCGCAAUCCCGGCGCGAAAGGGAAAACUAUGAUCGACCAAGGGAGAGGAAUCAAAAAAGGGAGGAGCCUAAGGUUCCGUAUUUUGCAGAUGAGGCACGGGAAAAGGAUAGAGUGAGAAGGCUGCGACAAAGAUCUCCAAGAUCCACCAGACGUACCCGCUCCAGAUCCCACUCCUCUGAGCGGGGAAGCAGACACAGAAGGCAUCGCCACCGCUCAAGGAGUCGGAAUCACAGCCGGAGUCGCAGCAGCGAACGGAGACAUCGCCAAAGGACUCCUCAUCGGUACAACCCGCCGCCAAAGAUCAUAAACUACUAUGUCCAAGUGCCAGCUCAGGAAUUCUAUGGGACGUAUGGAGCAUAUGCCAUAAGGCCUCCACCAAGAUAUGGUUAUCAGCGACCGUCUCACCCUCUUCCUUUCCCAUCUGCCACUUACAGAUUCCGACAUCGCCCACCAUACAUGGGAGCUCCUCGAUUUAGCUACAGAAACGAGUGGCAACCACCACAUUAGACAUACACCAUUCGACAUAAUUACAAAUUUAUUUACAUUCGUGUGUUUUGUACAUUAAAAUAAUAAAUAUAUAUAUUUGAAACUAAAGGAGGAGAACAUAAAAUAUUGCAAACGGAGAAAGUUGAUUAAAUCAUGAGCAAAUGCAGCGAAGACGGUGGCAACAAAAGUCACACGAGUAAGGAGAGGAAAUUACUUAAUCCUAGGAGGGAUAACCAUAUAAUUACGACUUUAUACAUGCACAUUUACACAUACACACAUGGUUUUGGGAAACUAACACUAGCGACUCUCUCCUAAUUACGAUAUUUACGCUUUGUCAAUAAAUUAUAAAAAUAGA